AUGUUCACUCGGAAAGUUACGUCGGUGCAUAGUUCCAAGCAGCAGUUGUUGAAAGCCAGGCCUUACCAGGUUGAAAUAGCUAACUUAGCCUUCCAUGAGAGCAUCAUCGCUAAGUUGAACACUGGGCUUGGAAAAACAUUUAUCGCCGUUAUGGUCAUCAAGCACCAUUUGCCCGAAACUUAUCGCCCCCUCAACCAGGGGGGUAGACGAAUCAUUUUUAUCACAAAAACUGUCCACUUGGUUUACCAGCAGGCCUCUUUUUUGCGCCAGCAGCUGCCAGUGCAUCAUGAUGAAAUCGGAGUUUUUCACGGUCAAGUUGCUCCUGGAGUUUGGAUCGAUUCAUGGGGAACUGAUAUUUGGCAAGCACAACUAGAGAAGCACCGGGUGUUAGUAGCAACAGCUGGUGUGUUUCGUGAUGUUUUCAAUCACAGAAAAAUCAACAUGCGUAAUAUUUGUCUCGUAAUCUUCGAUGAGUGUCAUCAUGCUGAUCCCGAUUCCAAGUCCGACUUCGUCGAUAUCUGUCAACAUCUUCACGAUUUCCCGCCUGGCAAGUGGCUUCCUGAUUACUCUCGAGGACCAAAGGUACUCGGUUUAACGGCCUCGGUAGUGAACACAAUGAAGCGCGGCGAAAACCUUGAGGUAAAGGUGAGACGCUUAGAGGAGUUGAUGCGCGCACGCAUUGUAACUACCGUAGAUGAUUCAAUCAAGAGUGUGUCAGGCAAUCGAGAACGCCAAAUUGUAGCCUACAGUCGGGGCGGAUCUCAGGCAUAUCACGGGGAGCUCUACUGGCCUGUUGCGCAAGUUCUGCAGGAGGGUGUGAAGGAUAUUAGUCUGCUCACAUGCAAAGGAGACGAAGCUUACAUCGACUUGGAGGUUUUGCUGGACAAAAAUAAGCAGGUUCGCAAGGAGGCGUUUCUCAAUGUCAUGGAGCUGCAGGAUUUCAACCAGAAGAAGCUUGGACGCGUUCUCAAACUGUGCCUUAGGGUGAUGGAAGAGUUCGGCCCCUGGUGUGCCAAUCAUGCCUGCGAACAGAUUGAAAAGACGCUAUGGGACCUUCUUAAAUUGACAACCUUCCCUUAUCACUCAAGUAAUGACUAUAUGCGCUUAAUCAGAAAAUGUUUGGAUGUUCUCACGAAGGCUCGUAACCUCUACCAGCAACUUCGAGAGCAAAAAAUCGCUUCCCUGCCUCGACCGUCAAGUCAACCCACCGACCCGGCAUGGGGUGAUUGGAUUUUGGGACACUAUCCAAUGUCUUUGAAGACUAUCCAAAUCUUGCGCACACUUGUGCACUUAAAGAAACUGUACGAAAAUAAAGGUGGCCUCUCAGCCCUACUGUUGGUCCAAGAGAGGAUAGCGUCUCUGGCGCUUUCCCGACUUAUCUGUGGGGUUUCGGAAAUGGCCCCUCUCUAUGCUGGCCUCAAGGCUUCCUACUGCGUAAGCGCCAACCCUACGCGAAAUUUGGCCUCGAUGUCAACGGCAGAGCAGUUGAAUGUGUUGGAUGGUUUCCAGAAGGGCUUGUUCAACAUAUUGGUGGCCACAACUGUCGUGGAGGAGGGACUGGACGUUCGCUCAUGCAAUGCUGUCAUCAAGGCAGAUGCCUUGACCAAUUACCGAUCGUUCAUUCAGUCACAAGGGAGGGCUCGAGCGGCUGAAUCGAAGUUCAUCGUGCUAACCGAUGACAAACACAAGUGUCAGUCGGAUAUUUCUAAUUUCCUUAGCGUAGAAAUGGCCAUGGAAGAAUCCUUGGUGAGCCGUCGUGUUGAAGUUGAGAGUGAUGACGACGACAAUGCGCAAUAUUUGGAUGUCAAUGAAAUCAGAAAGCUUUCCUUUCUGCCUUUCGGGAUAGAUGGGCCGCGAAUUACACCAAGCAGUGCUCCAUCUGUUCUCAUGAGAUACAUCGCCUCGUUGAAGACGGAUACGUCAUAUCCUCUUAAAAUUUUGUACUCAUCCAAAAAACAUUUCGGUGGGUAUCAAACCGAGAUGCUGAUGCCACCUCCUUCGCCGCUUCAAGAGAUCAUUAAGGGUCCCGUGGCCUCAAACAGCUCCUUGGCAAAGCAGCUGGCAAGAAUUGAGGCCUGCAAGAAACUGUACGAUGCGGGCCUUUUGGACGAUGAUCUGCUGCCAUACAACUUCCGCAGGUUGAUAGAAGUAUCUAAGCGAAACGAAAUUACAGACCAAAGUGAUAGUAUGGCUGAAAUACUAUCUAAAAUGCACCGCAUUCGGAUACACCAGCCGACGUCUGGUGAAGGUGCCGUGGAAAGACAUGACAAUCCGCCGAACGUGAUGUCACAGGCCCUUCUGUUGUUGACUCCUAUUGAGGGUGAUAUUUUCACCAAUGAUGGUGUUCUGAGUGAUUCGAGUGUUUCAGAAUAUUCCUCCAUCGAGUACACAAACGACCACGAUCUGCCUCAUGGAAUCGUCUUAACUACCAGCACUGAUGAGGAGGAUGAGAAUGGGGUGGAGGAAGAGAAUGUCGACGACGUGGAUAUGCAAGAUAAUACGAAAACUUCCAGUGCAAUGUACACACCGAUGACUAAGCAGGCUUCGUGCCAGCAGCCGGUGUGGCCAUACUUUCAGUUGGCAAUGCCACAGACCCCAGAAACUGUGCCUUCGUCAGCUAGGGCUAAGACGUGUGCAGCAGGCCUCGCAGGUCAAUCAGUCCGCGAAGAAGUUUCCUCCCAACAAAAAAAAUCCGUAAAAUCGUCGCGAACAUCAAGUAAAGCGAGGUUUUAUGAAAUUCACCGUCUCCAUUCACUGUCGGCGCCUUACCAGAGGCCAAUUGCCGCCAACCAGCCUGUCUACGUAUACACCUGGCAGCUACCCUCACCCGCAGAAGUCGCCCACCUUACCAGAGUGGAUCCCGAGUGCUUCAAAUACGCUAAUCAGACCAUUGGCCUAGUCUUUUCUAAGCCCAUCUCAAAGCUCGACUUCGUGUGCCGUUUUCCGCUCUAUCUGCAAUCUGGAAUGGUGCGUAUUGAGCUGCGUAAGGCGUCCGUGGUCACAUUCACAGAGGAGCAGCUAUCACUGAUACAGCGAACCCACGAAAUUCUCUCACAGCUCUCUGUGGAUAUAUCCAGGCCUGAAAACUUUGACCUCCGUUUCGAAAAUGGUGGUCUUUCGUUCUACUCGGCACCAAAGUUAAUGGAGCCGUCAUCUGUGCCGAAAUCUAAUGCCGUUGCCAUUGACCCCUUCUCAGAAAUCGCGAUCGAUCCCGAGGAGGCACACAUUUGUGCAAUGUUCCUUAUCGUCAGGCUUCCAAGUGGUAGUUUUGACGAGGAGGCCUCGCGAGCUCUGGUUAGUUGGUCUGACGAAAAGGAUCACUACUUAGGGGGCGGCGUUAAAGUUCCGCCUCAAGCCGAAAUCCCCCGCCCCAUCAUCCAAUCUGGCAUCUGUUCCCGUUUCGGUCUUCAGCUGUCCGCCCUGCCACCAAAUGAUUGGCCUGGUGUACUCGUUCGUCCAAUUUGUCUACCUCAAUACGAUCCAGGUAGUUAUGCCGUGAACGGGGUGAACCCAAACGGUCUACGAGGCUUAAGUUUAAUCAACCAACAGAUGGCGAGUUGUCUGCCGGAGAACAUCCAAUCAGGUGCCUCAUUCCUCGCCUACUUCGAUUUUAAGUACCAUUCGGUGUUGGAAACAACCUGUCAAUGCAAGGGCUUUGAUCCAGAUGCCCCGCUUGCGUCUGUAACCAGGAUUUCAAGGCACUUAAACGCCUCCAAUGUAGCUGCUGGAUUCGCAGCCGUUGAAAAGGAAGUUUCUAAAGAAGAUGUCAUGCCAGAUCUGUGCGUUAUUCACCCACUGAACACGUGGCUGUGGCUAACACUCUGCCUCAUUCCCAACGUACUGCACCAAAUAUUUCGUUGUCUCUCAACUUGUGAGCUACGAAACCUGUUAUGUGAGCGGCUCUACUGUGAAUCUUCAUGCGCGAACCCGUCUGAACCCCAAUUUGGUCUUCCGGACGGGGGUUUUCUGAUGCCUGAUCGUGACUCCGUUUCCCUGUCAUCGAUCCCUGCAUUGCGUAAAUUCUUAAUCGAGGAACAGGAAGCCUCUUCGAGUGUGCCACAUCAUCCAGUGUCGGAGUUUAAUGCAAUGUCUUUGGUGCCGCCAGCUUCCUGCCUUUACGAGGCAGUCACGGCGGUGGGUGCGAAAGAGGCGGUGAAUUUAGAGCGCCUGGAACUACUUGGCGAUUCCUUACUGAAAUUCGCCUCCAGUCUCCGCGUCUAUGCCACCUCACCGCCGAACACUGACGAAGGUCAGCUCACAUUUGCUCGUUCCGCGUUCAUUUCCAACACCAAUCUUCAUCGGCUCUCCAUUGAUCUGGGUCUUCAUCACUACUUCAGAUCUUCUGAUUUUAAAUCAAAAACGGAUUACCUCCCUCCUUACUACUUCCUCUUUGACAAAACAAAAGCCAGUACAACUCACGACAGCCGCUUAUUCGAAAGAGUGUACGACAAAUCGAUUGCCGAUUCUAUUGAGGCUCUGCUAGGCGUCUUUCUACUUAACCUCGAGCCCUCCUGCUGUGCCCGCCUGCUUUAUUUCCUCAAAGUCUCGAAUCAAGAACUUCCUAUGGCGACUCAGGCCACUUCCCCGCUGGAAGUUGCCUCUAUUUCGGCAGAUUAUUGGCGCCGUCACCAGUCGUGGGUGCCAAUGCUUCUCAAGCCUGAGCAUCAUGCCAUCGAUCCUGAGCUCACUUCCAAGGAUGCUGUUGUGCUUGCCAGACGCAGUGCAGAAGUUGAACGGCUAAUUAUAGAUAGCCUUCCUCGCGAACAAACGUCCACAGGAAAGUCGUUGGACUCCACAAAACCGGUGUAUCCGAAUCAUGCUCAGGCCUUGGAAAAUAAGCAAAUGCAGCUCGAGAGCCUUGAGGAAAUUCUGGGUUACAAAUUUAGGAAAAUUGGGAUUCUGAUACAAGCUACAACACAUCCUUCAUCACUCCUGGCUUACCAUUGGGGCUGCUACCAAAGGUUGGAGUUUCUCGGUGAUGCUAUUCUAGAUUUUGUUGUCACUCAGCGCAUCUUUAAAGAUCACCCAGAUAUGAACCCAGGUCAACUAACAGACCUACGCGCUGCGUUAGUCUCAAACAUUAAUCUGGCAGUUGUGGCGGUUCGAUUUGGUAUUCACAAGUACCUUGAACAAACUGACCCCAGUCUAUGGAAGGUCAUUAGCAACUUUUCCGAAGUUCUGAACAAUGAUCCCUCCAAGCUAUGGCAAUUAGAGGACGAGUGCUACGAGAGGAAUGAGUCGCUGGGUUUCAAGGUUCUUGGCGAUAUGGUCGAGGCCAUAAUUGGAGCCAUUUACGUCGAUUCAGGUGGUGUCACCAACGUCGUUACUAUUGUAUAUGGCAAAGAUCUUCCAAUUGAUCCAGUCCGUACAAUGCAUGAGGCCUAUCCAGAUCUAAAGAUUUCGACUUGCGAGGACUUCGACUCGAAUGCUUCAGGUGCUGUUCCAACUCAAAUUUCUUCGUCAGGUGGAGUAGCGAAAGAGGAUGCGUCUGCUCACCGACGGCCGCUGGUCAGAGCUGUGGCUACCUACAAAAAUCGCAAGUUCGUUGGUGAAGGACGCAACCUCCGUGCUGCCAAACUCAGUAUUGCUAAGCAAUUGGGCAUUGGAUUCGAGUCUAUUGGCGCGGAUUCCUAA
Molecule: messenger RNA, 5634 nt
Organism: Mesocestoides corti
Lineage: Eukaryota; Metazoa; Platyhelminthes; Cestoda; Cyclophyllidea; Mesocestoididae
Source: the annotation of a GenBank genome assembly